This is a messenger RNA of Boleophthalmus pectinirostris (great blue-spotted mudskipper), 3278 nucleotides long. Its product is annotated as heterogeneous nuclear ribonucleoprotein R. The record is from RefSeq and is a predicted model, not a curated record. The coding region runs from base 728 to 2614 and encodes 628 amino acids. Gene Ontology annotation, cellular component: ribonucleoprotein complex; nucleus. The transcript is spliced from 12 exons. Gene Ontology annotation, molecular function: mRNA binding. Lineage: Eukaryota; Metazoa; Chordata; Actinopteri; Gobiiformes; Gobiidae.
GAGACCUGGUAACUACCAGAGAAAUAUAUAGGGGAGCCUAAUGGGAAAGAUCCAGAAACUUUUGUGCAGUUCUCCCAACUCUUGAAACCUGUUAAAAAGCGUUUAUGCAACUACAGCUAAUUAAAGAAGACUCUUGGAUAAAUGAGGGAUUACAUCAGAAUGUUAAUACAGUCUUUGGGUUAAGGUGCUUGCCUACCAAAAGGAAUAAAAUAAAACACUGGUGCAUUUCUGUGUUACAAUAUAUGUAGGUUCUUUUAUUUGUAAAUACCUGCCUUCAUGUUCAUCAUCAUUAAUUUUGUAGAAAAGUUUUUUUUUAGCUGUUGGUCAAACCUGUUUUUGCAUUGUAAAAUGCAUGGACACUUUAUUUUCGGAGUAAAUAUUUCACCCGUAUCAAAUUUCAAAAAUAUGAUGAGUUUCAAUUGUUGAUUUACGCCUUGUAGAACUAAAAAAGUGGUGUUUUCUUUUGCCUUACUUAAAGAAAUAAAAAGACUCCUAUGCACUCACUCACCCCUGCAGCUCGCGCCUCCUGUGUGGCUACUCUCGUCACUUCUCGCGAGAUUUGCUGGCGUUGUUUGGGCGAGAGCCGACGACGAUACCGUUGUCUGGAAAAUUGUCUCGUGUCUGAAGCGCAUAUCUAAUAUUAACCAUUUCUGCUUUCCUUACCGUAUAGUAGUAAUACAGUUGUGAAAUUGCCACUGCAGCGCUUCUGAAAUUGGCCGCACAGGAUAUGGCGGAGUUGAACGGUAGCUCUGUCCUAUUAAAGGAAGAAGAAGAGCCCAUGGAAACCUCGGCUGCACACACAGAGAACUACCAAACCCUAAUUGAUGCUGGACUGCCCCAGAAAGUGGCUGAGAGUUUAGACAAUAUCUUCCAAACAGGCUUGGUGGCCUAUGAGGAUCUGGACGAGAGAGCCAUUGAUGCUUUGAGGGAGUUCAAUGAAGAAGGUGCCCUGACUGUACUGCAGCAGUUCAGAGAGAGUGACCUCUCACACGUGCAGAAUAAAAGUGCUUUCCUUUGUGGAGUGAUGAAGACGUACAGACAAAGGGAAAAGCAAGGGAGCAAAGUACAAGAAUCCACUAAGGGCCCAGAUGAAACCAAAAUAAAGGCUCUUUUGGACAGGACUGGUUACACAUUGGAUGUAACCACAGGACAGAGGAAAUAUGGCGGGCCUCCACCUGAGGAGGUGUUCACAGGCUCACAACCUGGGAUUGGUACCGAGGUUUUUGUCGGUAAAAUCCCACGGGACUUGUAUGAGGAUGAGCUGGUGCCCCUCUUUGAGUCAGCUGGCCCAAUCUGGGACCUUAGGUUAAUGAUGGACCCGCUGUCUGGACAGAAUCGAGGUUAUGCUUUUAUCACUUACUGCAACAAGGAUGAUGCCCAAAAGGCUGUGAAGCUUUGUGAUAAUCAUGAAAUCCGUCCAGGUAAAUACUUGGGAGUGUGUAUAUCUGUUGCGAACAAUCGUCUGUUUGUAGGAUCAAUCCCAAAGAACAAGACCAGAGAAAGUAUUUUAGAGGACUUUGGCAAAGUGACAGAGGGUCUCCAAGAGGUGAUAUUGUAUCACCAACCGGAUGACAAAAAGAAGAAUCGUGGUUUUUGUUUCCUUGAGUAUGAAGACCACAAGUCCGCAGCCCAGGCCCGACGUCGGCUAAUGAGUGGAAAAGUGAAAGUUUGGGGAAACCCAGUGACCGUGGAGUGGGCUGACCCUGUCGCUGAACCAGAUCCUGAGGUUAUGGCAAAAGUAAAGGUGCUUUUUGUGAGGAAGCUGGCCUCAGCUGUGACUGAGGAGCUUCUAGAAAAGACCUUUUCCCAAUUUGGGAAGUUGGAGCGAGUGAAGAAACUGAAGGAUUACGCUUUUGUUCAUUUUGAGGAGAGGGAUGCAGCUGUAAAGGCAAUGGAUGAGAUGAAUGGGCAGGAACUGGGGGGAGAAGAAAUUGAGAUUGUCCUGGCAAAGCCCCCAGACAAGAAGAGGAAAGAACGCCAAGCAGCUCGUCAGACCAGGAAUGCAGGGUAUGAUGACUACUAUUACUACCCACCCCCGCGUAUGCCUCCUCCAGGUCGAGGCAGGGGCCGCGGGGCUCGGGGCGGCUAUGCCUAUCCCCCUGAUUACUACGGAUAUGACGACUAUUAUGAUGAUUAUUAUGGCUACGACUAUCAUGACUACCGUGGGGGGUACGAAGACCCAUACUACGGCUAUGAUGAUAUGUACAGCAUGAGGGGCCGUGGUACCCGUCCCGCCCGAGGAGGCCCUCCCCCUCCCCGAGCUCGUGGUGCUCCUCCUGCCAGAGGCCGUGGGGGCUAUGCCCAGAGAGGACCGCCCCUGGCGGGUCCACGUGGUGCCCGAGGGGGGCGUGGGGCUCCUUUCCAACCACAGCGUGGCCGUGGUCCUCGUGGAGCCCGGGGCAAUCGCGGCGGCAACGUGGGUGGAAAGAGGAAGGCCGAUGUGUUUAACCAGCCUGACUCCAAGCGCCGCCAGACCAACAACCAACAGAACUGGGGGUCCCAGCCCAUCGCGCAGCAGCCCCUGCAGCAGGGGGCCGACUAUUCCGGUAACUAUGGGUAUAGUAAUGACACCAUGGAGUUUUCACAGGAUUCUUAUGGGCAGCAGUGGAAGUAGAUCACCAAAAGAAAAAAUGGACAGACCCCAGAAUUGGCUCCAGAUGAUUGGCUGCAAAGCCUUUUGGCUGAAGAAUGAACGUAACCGUUGUGGUGAAUGAAUUCUUACUCGGUUACAUUGGGACAUGUGUCUUAAAAAUACAUACUAAACACUUUUAUUGUUACUUGAUGUUUCUGAUUCUUUUAAAGCCAACCAUGAACAUUCACAAAAAUGGACAUCAUUCUCAAAAGUCUGAGAGGACAUUAAAUAUUACUGCCUUGCAGAAAGUCUUUUCCAAGCCCUCCCCUUCCCCUUCUUGUAAUCCCUUAUUUGUGGUUUUUCAUAGUUGCUUAGGGCUUUGCUUGUAAAUAAAUGCCUAUCGUUAGAGCUUCAUAACUUCAUUUUUUGCAAAGGUGGAGAAAAGAAUCCACAGGAAGGACAAAAUCAAGUUUUGUAAUGUUCAAAGUGUAUGCCUAGCAUUUCUAGAGGUAGUCAAAUUGUGUUUUUUUAAAAAUGAUAUCAUAACUUCCUAUGUUUUCUUUCAACAUACCCAGUAGAAUUUGGUUUGGCUUACCUUAAGAGCCAUAGCAGUUUGUUCUCUGAUGGUCUUUGUAUUUAUAACUUUUACGUUUGUUCCGUUUCAAUAAAACUCAGCUGAGCAUCAGUCAAUUGUCAAAAACUCAAA